This is a messenger RNA of Telopea speciosissima, 2317 nucleotides long. Its product is annotated as sterol 3-beta-glucosyltransferase UGT80B1-like. Gene Ontology annotation, biological process: carbohydrate metabolic process. NCBI's taxonomy places the organism in Eukaryota, Viridiplantae, Streptophyta, Magnoliopsida, Proteales, Proteaceae. The transcript has 14 exons. Gene Ontology annotation, molecular function: hexosyltransferase activity; UDP-glycosyltransferase activity. Bases 374 to 2302 code for a protein of 642 amino acids. The record is from RefSeq and is a predicted model, not a curated record.
CUGUCAUGGACAAAGUGUGGGUACGUGUGGACUUGCAGGUUCUUUGCUUUCAGUUUUGAUUUAUUCUCGGGGGUGAGCUGUUAAACCUUGUUUGAAUGCGUGCUUCCCUUCCUGUAUGCUUUACGUGUUUGAUUGACUGUUAGGUGUAAGGAAGGAGCUUUACUGGUCAGUGAAUCGAUCGAGAAAGACCCAGACAGGUCUCCAUCUUCAAGUUUUGAUGUCAACUUCCCCUCAUUUCUGGCGGCUCUCUAUUGCCUUAGCCUUUGAUCUUCAGAUUGUAGGAGGAGUCAGGUCAGAAUUCUUCACGUGAAGGCAAUUGGAGUUCUGCUCAAGUCCGGUUCUAUUGUUGAAACUACGCUUGUCACUCUAUGAAAUGGAGAGCAAAGAGAUUGGGCCUUCACGGAAAGGUUCAGAAGGUGAAGCUAUUACAAGCCAGGUAGUGGAGGCUGUCGGACAAGCUGUUCGUGAUGUUUCUAUAGAUGGCAGAGCCUUACCGUACCCAGAGAAACAGAGCACAUCUGAUUCUCCGCAUGUGGCGAAAGAUGAGCAGAGUUAUUUGCAUUAUUCAUCUGCUGUGGAGAUCUUUCAGUCGGAAGAUGUCGGUUCUUCACCACAUAGAAGCUUGGAGCACUUCAAUACUGCACCAGUGGUUGGUCACAAAGAUCUGUCAGUUGAGAGCCAUGAAGCUCUGUUAUUUAGGUCUAAGACAGGGAAAAAGGAAAGUUCAAAGCGUGACUUGAAAUUGGACAGAUUGUCAGAAAGUCAAAAGAAAAAAUUGAUUGUGAACCUGGUCAAAAUCCAAAAUGACGGGACUGUUGAGGUUGAUGUGGCUCGAAGUGCACCUGUAGCUUCAGAAUUGCUGGAGCUUGAUGCUGUUCAUCAAACACUGACUACUAUUGAAGAUACCGCUAUUGGAUUCAAUAAAUCAAUUCCAAUACUGAAAAUUGCCAUGCUUGUGGUGGGUACGAGAGGAGAUGUUCAAGCUUUCCUAGCUAUGGCAAAGAGACUUCAGGAAUUUGGUCACCAUGUUAGAUUGGCAACUCAUGCUAACUUCUGCACUUUUGUUCGUUCAGCCGGUAUAGAGUUCUAUCCACUGGGUGGUGAUCCUCGGGUUUUGGCAAGACAUAUGGCAAGAAAUAAGGGAUUUCUUCCAUCUGCACCGGGAGAAAUAUCUUUGCAGAGAAAGCAAAUGAAAGCCAUUAUUAGUUCGUUGCUUCCAGCCUGCACUGAACCAGAUAUGGACACUGGUGCUCCUUUUAGAGCUCAGGCAAUAAUCGCAAACCCCCCUGCUUAUGGACAUGCACAUGUUGCUGAAGGUCUUGGUGUACCCCUUCACAUCUUCUUCACAAUGCCCUGGACGCCGACGCAUGAAUUUCCUCAUCCAUUGGCACGUGUAUCUCAGGUUGCUGGUUAUCGGCUAUCAUACUUUGUUGUGGAUUUAUUGAUAUGGUGGGGUAUAGGAGGAUUCGUUAAUGACUUUAGGAAAAGGAAGUUGAAACUUGCUCCUAUUGCAUACUUCAGCACAUACCAUGGAUCCAUAUCUCAUUUGCCAACAGGGUAUAUGUGGAGUCCUCAUCUUGUGCCAAAGCCAAAUGACUGGGGUCCGUUAGUUGAUGUUGUUGGCUUCUGUUUCUUAAACCUUGGGGCGAAAUACCAACCUCAGAAAGAGCUCACACAGUGGCUUCAAGAUGGACCAAAACCUAUAUAUAUAGGGUUUGGGAGCAUGCCUCUUGAAGAUGCACAAAAGACUACAAAUAUUAUUUUGCAAGCAUUGAAAGAUACAAGACAAAGGGGGAUAAUUGGACGGGGUUGGGGUGACCUUGGCAUUCUUGAAGAAGCCCCUGAAAAUGUAUUCCUUAUUGAUGAUUGCCCUCACGACUGGUUGUUUCCUCAAUGCUCUGCUGUGGUUCAUCAUGGUGGCGCUGGUACAACAGCCGCAGGACUAAGGGCCGGGUGUCCGACAACAAUUAUACCAUUCUUUGGGGAUCAAUUCUUUUGGGGUGAUAGAGUGCAUCAAAUAGGGUUAGCACCAGCACCAAUACCUAUAUCUGAGCUCACUGUUGAAUCUCUAUCAAAUGCAAUAACAUUUAUGCUUCAGCCAGAGGUAAAGGCACAAGCAGUGGAAUUAGCAAAAAAGAUAGAGAAUGAAGAUGGUGUAGCAGCAGCAGUUGAUGUGUUUCACUGUCAUUUACCUGAAGAGCUACCAAUGCCUACGUCAUUGUUGGAAGAGAACGAUCAACCAUACCUACUACAGUGGCUAUUUGAACAAAUUGAGAAAGUUUGCUGUCUUCCCUGUUCGUAAUAGCAUCCUUUUUCU